Messenger RNA from Linum tenue, 879 nucleotides. NCBI's taxonomy places the organism in Eukaryota, Viridiplantae, Streptophyta, Magnoliopsida, Malpighiales, Linaceae. The record is from the annotation of a GenBank genome assembly.
AUGGAAGGGGAGACGAAACAGGGGAGUCAAGAUCGGAGUCAACAACAACAGCCGCAGCCGCCGGCGCAGAAGUGUCCCCGCUGCGAUUCGGUGAACACCAAGUUCUGCUACUACAACAACUACAGCCUCUCCCAGCCUCGUUACUUCUGCAAGGCGUGCAGAAGGUACUGGACGCAGGGCGGGACCCUGCGCAACGUCCCCGUCGGCGGCGGCUGCCGGAAGGGGAAAAGGGCGAAAACCAGCUCCUCCGCGUCGUCGUCGUCAUCGUCGGCGUCACAAUCGCCGACCACUACGUCAUCGGCCGGUCAUCAGUUUCUGGGUUCUUCCAAUUUAUCGCUUCCUUCUCAGUACAUGAUCAGCCCUCCCCUGCCUCCGGCUGCGGGAUUGGGAUCGUACUAUCCGGGAGGAGCAGCCGGGUUUCUGAACCCGAUCCAGUCGCUGAACCCGAAUCUGGCUGGGCCGGCCCAGGCGCUAUUGGGCUCGGCGUCGUCGGGAUCGAAUUUGGGCCUGAUGCAGGGGUUCGGCGGGAGUGCUUUUGCCGCGGGGGCGAACCAGUUUUUCGGGGGCGGGAAUAAUCCACGUCAGGAGGAGAAUUUGAUGAUGGGGUUUCCGAAUUCGGUGAGUCAGCAUCAGAUGCCGAGCUGGCAGCGGCCGGGGGAGGAGGAGUAUGACGUAAGCGCGGGGGGUUCGGUUCCCGAUACGGCGUUGUGGAGCAUAAGUACGAGUACCACCGUGGAGGCGGCGGGUAAGGGAGGCGAGAAGGCGGCUGGCGGCGGGGUUGGAGGGUCCGGCGGGAGUGUGAAUCAGCAGCGGGAUCUUGAUCGGCGGUGGAAUCAUGGUGGUGGUGGCGGGCAGCUUCCGGGAUAUGGGCCUUCAUGA